GCCUGGCUCAGCCACAAAUUUAGGGAUUGCAGGUGACCCCUGACAACCUUCCUCUAGAUGGAGCCUGAUACUUGACAACCAGCUGAAAGACAAUCUCUGAUCUUAGGCCACAGCUCCCCCUCCCCCACAGUGACCUCACAAAGGUUGCUAGCUUCUCCUCAGACCCAGAGACCCUCUGCGAUGGCCCUUGUUGCCCUAGUGGGUAGCACCAUCCUGUUGUUUCUGCUGAUCUUCAGGGCACCCACAUGGGCAUGUCUCUUCUGCUUCACCACCUAUGAGGAACGCCUCCGUGUCUGCCAGAUGUUUGCGGACACCGAUGGCCCCAAUCUGGGCCAUUGUAAAGAUGCAUUCAAGGCUGCCUUUGAGGGUCUCUCAGAUGUGGAAAUCAACUAUGAUGAGAGGAGUCACCUGCAUGACGCCUUUACACAGAUGACCUUCUCCCUCCAGGAGGUGGCUGCAGCUCAGGGGUCCUUUAAGGCCGCCUUCCCCAGUGCAGCAGCAAAAAUGAAGAGUUUCAUAAAACAGCUUAAAAAAGCCCAGGCCUGCGUCCCUCCUUGUGGCGUCCAGGAGGUCACUAGGCGUUUCUACUGCUGGGGUUGCUUUUCCGCCAUCUGCGACCUCCCUCUAGACUGUCCAGUCCAGGAUGUGACGGUGAAGCGAGGGGAUCAGGCUUUGUUUUCUUGUAUCGUGGGCUUCCAGUUGCCAGAAUCGGAGAUCACUUAUUCCUGGAAAUACGCGGGAGGAGGUAUCCGUACUCAGGACGUGUCCUACUUCCGUAAUGUGCCAGGAGCCCACGGGUACCUGGCGCGGAUCCGGCCAGUGCAACCCACGCAUCGCGGGACGUUCUCCUGCGUGAUUCUGCACGACCAGCGCCCCCUGGCUCGGCUCUACUUCUAUCUGAACGUGACGGGUCCUCCUCCGCCUGGGGAGACUGAGCUCCAGGUCACGUUCCGGGAAGUGAUGCGUUGGACGCCGUGGGAGGCGGAAGUGAUCGAGCCCUGGAGGCCCAGCCUAAGCGAGCUGCUUGCCAGGCCCCGGGCUCUGACGCUUGGCAACCUGUUCCUGCUCGCCGCAGCCGCUGCACUCUUGUCUGCUAGUGCCACUGUGCUAGUGUGAUCCAAGAGUGGAAGUCCUAGCUCUCCUUGCUCGAGCUGAGAAAUCCAGGCCUCUGUCCUUAUGUCUCAUAACCUAAUAUUGGUCCCGACACCAGGCCUCCGUGCAGACUCAGGUCUAGGUUCUCCUUGCACUUUGAAACCCAAAUGUGUUUCUGUCCCUGGGCCCUCCUACAGCACACACUCCCUUUUUUUUUCCCCAGGGUGUUUUUUCGAUGGUAUGUAAGUGGCAACUAACAAGAGUGUCUGCCCUGAUUUCACAUGCGAUCUUGAAAUAAAGAAUAUAUUUCGGUUA
Molecule: messenger RNA, 1407 nt
Organism: Mesocricetus auratus (golden hamster)
Lineage: Eukaryota; Metazoa; Chordata; Mammalia; Rodentia; Cricetidae
Gene: Spaca6
Product: sperm acrosome associated 6
Exons: 9
Coding region: 181-1116 (311 amino acids)
Biological process (GO): fusion of sperm to egg plasma membrane involved in single fertilization
Source: RefSeq, a predicted model, not a curated record